AUGAAUUACAUGUACUCGGACGGAUACCUGUCUCUUGAGUGCAAGGACGCCAUCGAAGUUCCCACCAGAUCACCCAGAAGACCAAGAGCAAUUCUUAUGGACUUGGGAGAACUUGAACUGAGCUUUUCGUCCUUCAAAGGCUCAUUGCCAGACGCUGAGGACGACGUAUCCUCUGCAGAGUACAAGUUGAGUGGGCCCGACUCACCCAGAGAGUCUAUUUUCUCCAACAGCUCGUCAAUUCUACCCAAGGACGAGGCAGAUACCAUUGACUUGGACGAUCUUUUAGAGGAGAUGACUCUGGAUGAGUUUGUCAAUGCCGAAAUAUGUACCAUCACCGACGUGGUGGCAUACAAGUACACCAGCUACAAGACUCCGGUGCAUCUUAACCUACUAUUCAAUCUUUUUCCAAAGAUCUACCUUUACACACCUCUCUGCUACUCUAACGGCGCAAGAACCUUCAAAAUGGCUGCUUCGCUCGGCCUCAUUAUCUAUGCCGCAGUCAAGCCCAUCUUCAAGAUCUACAUCAUCAUCGGCAUCGGGUUCUAUCUAGCCAGGCGGAAUAUCUUGACUGUCACUACAUGCCGUGACAUCUCCGAUGCAAUUGUCACCAUCAUCAUGCCCUGUUUGAUUUUCGACAAGAUCGUCACUAACAUUGUCAGUUCUGACAUCAAGAACAUCGGCAUCAUCUUUUUUGAGGGCACGCUUCUCUAUGGUGUGGGUAUUCUGUUUGCGUUGGCCAUCUACUACCUUUGUAAGUCUCCGAAAGCAUGGUUUGGCGGUCUUCUAUCGGUGGGCUUGUUUCCUAACAUUUCUGAUCUCCCUAUUGCGUAUUUGCAGACGCUUUCAAAUUCUGGAGGUCUCUUCACAGAAGAAGAAGGUGCAAAAGGUGUGGCUUACGUUUGUAUCUUCCUUGCUUCCCAAGUGUUUUAUCAGUUCAGUAUGGGCCUCUUCAGACUCAUAGAAUACGAUUUCCGUGACCAACUUGUGGAGAACACCGAUACUGAGGCUCAUAGUGCUACUGAGUCCCAUGCUCAACUGGAAUCAAAUCUGGGAACGAAUCUGGGAACGAAUCUGGACAACCAUUUAGAGAAACUGGCUCAUCUGGGAAGUCAGCCACACUCUCAGACAGAUGCUGGAAACGACCAUACCGAUGAAAUUCUUCCAACGGAUGUCCCGGAUAAUGCAUCUGCUCAGCAGUCUCAGAUCACUGCGCUGCUCAGCGAUUCCAUCAGUGUUGAGUCCAAACUGGGUGAGAAUGUAGCCAAGCCGGACCAUGAGCCGGUAUCUGAGGUCCGUCAGCACGAUGAAUUUCUCAUGCUUCAUGGAAUUGACCCCGUCACGUCAAAUCCAAGAUCUUCAGUAUCCAUCUCGUCUCUGUACGGCUCUAGUACAAAUAAUUACGCACGUCGCAGAAACACACUGGCAUCUGCGAACACGAACUACUACUCUUUAAAUCCUGUUACUUCCAGGACGGUGGAUCUUAGACACAUGAAAUCCCAGGAUAUCCAAGACGUCAUCAACGAAUACUCGGAGUUCGACAGAUUGAAGAGUAACGAGGUUAGACAAGCACGUUCAAUCACCAGUGAGGUCACCGUGGAAGAAACUGGCGGAGAAGAGGAGAUUGAAGACAACGAAACGAUGUCCCGCAAGAUCAUGCGCCGAUUCUUGAGCACCAUCAGCAAUUUCAAAACCCCCAACUCGCUAUCAUUAAUCAUCUCCAUCAUCAUCGCUAUGGCUCCACCUCUUAAAGCAUUAUUCGUGAAAACAUCAUUCUACAUGCCCACGGCUCCAGAUAAACAACCUCCACUUUCAUUUGUUAUUGACUUCACGGCAUAUGUGGGUGCUGCGUCGGUGCCUCUAGGAUUACUCUUAUUAGGAGCCACCAUUGCCAGAUUGAAGGUCCAGUCUAUUGUUCCGGGCUUCUGGAAGACAGUGGUUGCAAUCUCCGCAUGCAGAUUGAUUCUCAUGCCCGUUUUUGGUGUGGGGCUCACUACAGGAAUUUACAAGGCUGGGUGGUUUGGCGACGACAAGUUAAUCCGAUUUGUCAGUGUUUUGGAGUAUGGCCUCCCUAAUGCUACUGCUUUAGUGUACUUCACUGCAUUCUACACCGAUCCAACGUCUCCGGACCAUCUACAAAUGGACUGCUUGGCACUCUGCUUAAUCGCGCAGUACUCCAUUUUAUUCAUCACCCUCCCCUUUCUCGUGACCUUUACAUUGAAGGUUUCGCUCGGCUUCUGA
Sungouiella intermedia is the source of this 2238-nucleotide messenger RNA. Lineage: Eukaryota; Fungi; Ascomycota; Pichiomycetes; Serinales; Metschnikowiaceae. The record is from the annotation of a GenBank genome assembly.